AUGGGCCCCCCUCCCUUCGAAGAACGAAUUCAAAGAAAAUUCAAAGGAUAUUUUCCUUUGCCGGUAGGAAACCUCAAAGAGCCAUCAUCUACAAAUCUCGUGAGAGUUCCAGAUGAAUCCCAUACUAAACAGUUAGAAAAGGAAUUUAGGAGAAAACCUUUCAACUACUACACACUUAUGGUAGUAAACAUACCUGGAUUAUCUGAUAUUCCAGAUAAUAUACAAACUUGUAAAUUGGAGACCAUAGGUGGUAACCAUUCAAGAAUAGCCUUGAAAAACAUAUUGAAAGACAAAGAAUUGAGUUCAGAAGAACGAAAAAAAUACGAGGAACGCUUGUGUGCCGUAUACUGCUCUCUAACACCACAAGAAGCCAAGCGAGUUGGACUGGAGCACAAUACAAUUCACAGAUUUGGAAAGGAUAUAGAUAUCUUUGCAAGAAUUGAGUGUUUUCGUUCAACCUUGUUUCAAAGGGCUGGAUUCAAUAAAAAAUCAGACAUACAAACUAAAGAAACACCAGUAGACAAAAAUUUACUGAAUGAAUGGAAAAACGACUUAGAGAUGAUAACAGGAGUCGAAAAUAGGAAGAAACUGAAUAAUAAAUUUCGUUUCGAAUUGUUUUUGGCCCAGUUUUCAACCCCAUGCUGGUUGCAACUGAGAUCCUUUAUUGAUAACUUUAAAGGUAGCAAACGUAAACAAAAAAAUAAGAUAAGUGGAAGACAGUUACGGUGCUUAGAUGGGUUAAAGGAAAAGACUAUUUUGGAUCUUCUUCAGAAGAACAACAACCAGCAUGUUGACUUCUGUAAAUUCAAAGCCAUGUGUGACGAACAUAAAUCAAAGUCAUCGUCAGUGACAUCAAAGGGGAAGCACAAGGCCACAUUAAAAAAUGCUGUUACAGAAGAAGAAACAACUGAACCCGAUGGUGAAGAAAGAAUUAUCACUAUUGCUGAAGAAGAUGUGGUUAGUGAAAGUGCAAGUGAUGCAUCUGAAAGAGACGAGUAUAAACUUCUGUACUUAAAAAAUAAGACCCAUUUAGACGAUAGCUUAAAGAAAAUCAAUGUACUACACAAAGAAAACACAUCAAUGAAGCAAAAAUAUGCAGAACUCAAAAAUAGUUUCGAACAAGAAAAGUUGAGUAGCCAAAAUUGUAAAUGUGAAGCUGAUAUUCUUAAAAAAGAAGUUAGUGAUCUGAAGAAGAAAUUAGGUAAUAUCUUCAAAGAAAACAAAGAAUUGAAAGAAGACAUAAACAAACGGAAGUUGGCAUCCGUGACAGAUUUUUGUGCCAGUACUAUCUCUGUGGAUCUUAAUCCAUCUCCAAGGAAAAAACUCUGUACAGAAAAUAACACAGACACCAAUGAUGGGAAAAGGAAACGUCAAAUGAAUGAGGAAAACACUGAGUACAAGGAUGGAGAAAAGGUUUUAUGCUUUUGGAAGCAGGACCAGAAGUGGUAUGAAGCUGAUAUCAUAGAGAAAAGGAGUAAAGGAUACUUUGUUAAAUUUGUACUCGAUGGAGUAGAGAGAGUUCUAAAGCAAAAGGACAUAAAAAAGAAGAAGACUGGAAAAAGAUGAUACUUUUGCAGUCAAAAUCCAUAUAAAAUGUGAAUUAAUAAAUGUGUAUAUAUUUA
Messenger RNA from Mytilus trossulus (common blue mussel), 1622 nucleotides. RefSeq lists its product as uncharacterized. NCBI's taxonomy places the organism in Eukaryota, Metazoa, Mollusca, Bivalvia, Mytilida, Mytilidae. The transcript has 11 exons. Bases 1 to 1566 code for a protein of 521 amino acids. The record is from RefSeq and is a predicted model, not a curated record.